UCUGCGCAUGCUCGGCUCGCCGGUCCUCCGCAGUGGCGGGGCGCGGGAGGCGCUGCAAGCAGGGAACUGCCUCAUGGCGCAGGCGGGGAGAGUUAGUGCCGGGGCCUGGGGUCGGCGGGGCGCGGGCGCGGAUGCGGCUCUGGUUUGCGCGCCUUGGUGCUGGGCCUCCGCGCUGCUCUGGCUGGCGGCGGCGGCGGCGGCGGCGGCGGCGGCGACCGGCCCCUCCCGGCGCCAGUGGCCGGUGCCCUACAAACGCUUUUCCUUCCGUCCGGAACCAGAUCCUUACUGUCAAGCUAAAUACACUUUCUGUCCCACUGGCUCCCCUAUCCCAGUGAUGAAGGAUGAUGAUGUCAUUGAAGUCUUUCGAUUACAAGCCCCAGUGUGGGAAUUUAAAUACGGAGACCUCCUGGGACACUUGAAAAUUAUGCACGAUGCCAUUGGAUUCAGGAGUACUUUAACUGAAAAGAACUACACAAUGGAAUGGUAUGAACUUUUCCAGCUUGGAAACUGCACAUUUCCCCAUCUCCGACCUGAAAUGAAUGCCCCUUUCUGGUGUAAUCAAGGAGCUGCCUGCUUUUUUGAAGGAAUUGAUGAUAUUCACUGGAAGGAAAAUGGGACGUUAGUUCUAGUAGCAACCAUAUCAGGAGACAUAUUUAACAAAAUGGCAAAGUGGGUAAAACAGGACAAUGAAACUGGGAUUUAUUAUGAGACAUGGACGGUCCAAGCCAGCUCAGAAAAAGGGGCAGAGACAUGGUUUGAAUCCUACGACUGUUCUAAAUUUGUGUUAAGGACAUAUAAGAAGUUGGCUGAACUUGGAGCAGACUUCAAGAAGAUAGAAACCAACUAUACAAGAAUAUUUCUUUACAGUGGAGAACCUACUUACUUGGGAAAUGAAACAUCUGUUUUUGGGCCAGCAGGAAACAAGACUCUUGCUUUAGCCAUAAAAAGAUUUUAUUACCCUUUCAAACCACAUUUGUCAACUAAAGAGUUUCUUUUGAGUCUCCUGCAAAUUUUUGAUGCCGUGAUUAUACACAGACAGUUCUAUUUGUUUUAUAAUUUUGAAUAUUGGUUUUUACCUAUGAAAUUCCCUUUUAUUAAAAUAACAUAUGAAGAAAUCCCUUUACCUAACAGAAACAGAACACUCUCUGGUUUAUAAAACCUUAAUUCUACUGUUCUACUGCUUUUUUUUUCUACCAGCACAUCAGUUUUUCAGGGGGUGGUUUUACAUGUGUGGAUUUCUUAGACCUUUCCUCCUUAGGACAGAAAGGUAAAAUACACAUGGGCAGAAUUGCUGCAUAAUAAUAUCUCAGGAAUUUUUUUGGAAAGAAGCUGAAAACUGAUUGUGUUGGCCAAAGUGAACCCAUUAGGUGAUCUUGAUUUCAAUCUCCAAGGCUUUGUUAAUAUGGAGAAUUAUAUCAUCAGAUACACAGUAUCUUUGGACUCCUCAGAAUGUGAAAUUGUGGAUAUGGUGUGCCAAAACUUUAAAAAUAAAUACUGUCAGCGACAUU
This is a messenger RNA of Balaenoptera acutorostrata (minke whale), 1508 nucleotides long. It is a transcript of the gene CLN5, whose product is annotated as CLN5 intracellular trafficking protein. Gene Ontology annotation, molecular function: hydrolase activity, acting on glycosyl bonds. The record is from RefSeq and is a predicted model, not a curated record. NCBI's taxonomy places the organism in Eukaryota, Metazoa, Chordata, Mammalia, Artiodactyla, Balaenopteridae. Gene Ontology annotation, cellular component: lysosome; lysosomal membrane. The coding region runs from base 8 to 1156 and encodes 382 amino acids. Gene Ontology annotation, biological process: lysosome organization. The transcript is spliced from 4 exons.